AUGGUAAACACAGAAGCAGUAGAAACAAUUCAAGGUCAAUUGAAACACGGGAAAAAUAAAACACAUAUUAUCGCGAUAUAUAGACCACCGGCCAAUAAUAAACUGCAAUCGGUACCAGCAUCUGACAGUGUUAUAGUAAUUGGCGACACCAAUAUAAACAUAUUGAACGACACGAUUAACCCUACUGUAACAAGGUACAAAAACGCCCUGUGUGAAUGCGGCCUGCUGUGUGUAACACCGAGCGUCGAAGCAACGCGCGAGGCGAUCGCGGACGGCCGGCCUGAGGCAUCGUGUUUGGAUCAUAUCUGGAUGCGAGCGGGACGGAGCGGGCGCGUGUGCGUAUGUCCUUGA
Messenger RNA from Arctia plantaginis, 351 nucleotides. The record is from the annotation of a GenBank genome assembly. NCBI's taxonomy places the organism in Eukaryota, Metazoa, Arthropoda, Insecta, Lepidoptera, Erebidae.